UGCAACGGCCGUGUUGCGGCCACGGCCAUGGUGCGGAAGCUGGUGGCUCUGUCGGGCUGGCGACGGAGCUCCUGGCGCUUUGAGGGCUGGAAGGAUUGCUACCUGGCCUUCAAUGAUCCUCCAGGUGAGUUGCUGCACAUCAUUUUGAGUCUCGUGCGUUGGGGUCGUAGCGCAGAUGCCUUCAACGUCGAACAGUUGGUCAGUGUGGCUGGAUCACUGACGGCAGUGAACUUGCUGAUGGUGCUGCCGCAAGUGAAGCACAUUCACUUCUUUGACAUGAAUCCAUGUGCAAUCGCAUGGGGCAAGAUGCUGAUUGAGCUCAUCAAGGCCUCCCGCUCGCCGCAGCACUUCAUCUCACAGCUCUUUGCGAGAGACGUAUUGACAUUUGAAGAACAGCAGGGCUUCCCACUGCGAUGCUCCAACCAACAGGAAUAUUUGCAGCAGCCAAUCUCAAGGACUUUGAGGGACAAGGCUCAGGGAGCCAUGUCUGCAGGCUCUGCAGAUGUGUAUGGCAGGAUCCUGAUGCCGUACCAGGAAGGGGUGGUGCAGUGGGGAUGGCACACUCCACGGCUCCAACCUUGCGAAGACCGUAAACAGCUAACAACCUGCACCAGAUCUGGCUUGGGAAGCCAGGGGCGGCUGCCCGAAGAUGGCGUUGGGUCCUACCAGUACGGAGAAGGCUGGCUCUCUUCUCAGUGGACCUUCGAUCAGGUGCGAGGGAAGCUGCUGAAGACUCCAGUCUCCUGGUGCGCAGGGGUGGAUUUCUCCACUGCGGCUCCUGAGCAGAUUGCGCCACAGGGGAAGAACGCUCUGCUCUUCCUUCAGGACAUGUUCUCCUCGGAAUUUGCCAGCUCUUGGCCCAUGGCAACAGCCAGAUCUCUGGCGCAUCGUCACCGACUGUUGCUGGCACAGAGCAUCACUGCAGACAAGGGACAGCUGCUGCAGGAGCUGCGGGGCGACUCGUGGCACAGCUGGUCCGAUUGGGACUCGCAGGCGCUGUUGCCAAGCGAACUUUGUGGUUGCUGCCCUGGAUGCCGACCGCCGGGCCUCUCAGGGGAGAUGCUGUGGCGCUGCCAUCCUUUGUUGCGGGCGGGACACCAGGAGCAUCAGCGGCGUCUGUUGGAGGAGCUAACGGGGCCGCGGCUUGCCCUGGAAAAAAGUGGAGCUGUUCUUGUGGCCUUUGCCUUUGCAAUGCGUGUGCAAUGCCCGUGCAGCUGGAUCUCCCUUGGGCGUGGGCCCAACGUUUGGGUCCAGAUCAUCAGAAUGAGUGUGAAAUAUGAAAUUGUGUGA
Messenger RNA from Cladocopium goreaui, 1290 nucleotides. Lineage: Eukaryota; Dinophyceae; Suessiales; Symbiodiniaceae. The record is from the annotation of a GenBank genome assembly.